Tripterygium wilfordii is the source of this 1632-nucleotide messenger RNA. Its product is annotated as pectin acetylesterase 6-like. The coding region runs from base 150 to 1481 and encodes 443 amino acids. Gene Ontology annotation, molecular function: pectin acetylesterase activity. Gene Ontology annotation, biological process: cell wall organization. Gene Ontology annotation, cellular component: plant-type cell wall. The record is from RefSeq and is a predicted model, not a curated record. Lineage: Eukaryota; Viridiplantae; Streptophyta; Magnoliopsida; Celastrales; Celastraceae. The transcript has 13 exons.
GGUCUUGCACUCUGAUGAUUCAUGAUUGUCUUGUAGUGUUUUUGUCCUUUAAUGAAUAUUCUUGUUCCCUUUUGCACUUCGGGCGGUUCUGAGAAUUUUUUAUAAACUUGAAAACUGAAUUGACAAUAACAUUUGAAAAUCGAGGCAGAAUGAGGCGACAAGUGGUGGUGGUGCCGGUGGUUUUGUGGAGUAUGUGGUUUUGUGGAGUUGGGUUUUGUUUAAGCCGGCGUCAGGAUGCGGCCUGGCCUUCUUCCUCACCUGCUCAAUCUCUCAUGGUCCCACUCACUCUCAUUCAUGGGGCUGAUUCUAAAGGAGCCGUUUGUUUGGAUGGAACAUUGCCUGGUUACCACUUGGAUCCCGGGUCUGGAUCGGGCACAAACAGCUGGCUCAUUCAGUUGGAGGGAGGGGGUUGGUGUAAUGACAUAAAAAGCUGUAUCUUUCGGAAAACCACUCGUCAUGGAUCAUCAACAUAUAUGGAAAAGCUACUAAAUUUCACUGGAAUAUUGAGCAACAAACCAGAAGAAAAUCCUGAUUUCUUCAACUGGAACAGAGUUGAACUACGCUACUGCGAUGGGGCAUCUUUUGCUGGGAAUGGCGAGGAUAAGGCUGCACAACUUCAUUUUCGAGGACAGCGCAUCUGGUUAGUUGCCAUGGAAGCUUUAAUGGCCAUGGGAAUGCGAAAUGCUCAGCAGGCGCUGCUUUCUGGUUGCUCUGCUGGAGGUCUAGCAUCCAUACUACACUGUGAUGAAUUCCGGGACUUAUUUCCACAAUCUACCAAAGUAAAAUGUUUAAGCGAUGCUGGAAUGUUCCUUGAUGCAAUCGAUGUCUCUGGUGGACACACCCUAAGAAACAUUUAUGGAGGUGUGGUUACCUUGCAGGGAGUGCAGAAGAAUCUGCCAAGCACUUGUACCAACCACCUAGAUCCAACUUCAUGCUUCUUCCCUCAGAAUCUGGUUGCAGAUGUUACGACACCCCUGUUUCUUCUUAAUUCAGCCUAUGAUCUAUGGCAGGUAAGAAAUAGUUUAGCUCCAAAAUCAGCUGAUCCUCUUGGAUAUUGGGAAAAAUGCAGAGAAAAUCAUACACAAUGCAAUUCAUCGCAGAUGCAGUUUCUACAAGAUUUUAGGAAUCAAAUGCUGGAUGCUAUAAAAGUUUUCUCAACAUCCAAUCAAAAUGGUGAGUUCAUAAAUUCGUGUUUUGCGCAUUGCCAUUCUGAGAUGCAAGAAACUUGGUUUGCUGGUGAUUCUCCUCGCAUUGGUACAAAGAGGGUCGCGGAAGCUGUUGGAGAUUGGUAUUUUGAGCGAGAAGAAGUUAAAGACAUUGACGGUCCUUACCCGAGUGACGGAACAUGCCACAAUCUAGAUUUCAAUGAUAAUACAUCGAGCUCGAACACGAGCAUCAUUGUACCAGUAUCCAGGUCCUCGACGACAAGUCUAAGUCUCUUCAGCAUACUCAUUUUCUUCUCGACGUCUUUGAUACUCUGAAUGUGCCAUCCAGUCUUGAUGCGGUCAUUGACAUGCAUUAUUCUUUGGAGAGAUGUAUCUAUUUCAAUUCAAAGUCCUUGUUAGUCAAGGAAGGAAGAUAAGAUAUUCAACACUGAAAUCAUAAAUUUCAAAAAUUCUUUAGCUGCCAUUA